This is a messenger RNA of Myxocyprinus asiaticus (Chinese sucker), 4602 nucleotides long. Its product is annotated as xylosyl- and glucuronyltransferase LARGE2s. Lineage: Eukaryota; Metazoa; Chordata; Actinopteri; Cypriniformes; Catostomidae. Gene Ontology annotation, molecular function: glucuronosyltransferase activity; xylosyltransferase activity. The coding region runs from base 717 to 2969 and encodes 750 amino acids. The transcript has 16 exons. The record is from RefSeq and is a predicted model, not a curated record. Gene Ontology annotation, biological process: protein O-linked glycosylation via mannose.
ACCCCUGAGACGUGAGAAAGACGGAAGAGGACACAGAAUGUGGUUGGGCAAGAGAAAGAAGGCGGCUUAAUGGAUGCUUGGGACUCGUUGCUUUCUCGAGCUGGUCUUUGGCAUGAGUAGGAGGGCUCUAUGCAUUCUGUCUCUGUUUAAGGAAGCUCUCCGAUCCUUUGAGGCACAGACUCUGUCAUUUCAAUCUUCCUUGGACUUGUCCAAAAGAUUAAGGGAUAUUUGUGCCAUGCACUGAUUCCAUCACCACUGAAGGGUUUCGAUUGAGGGUUGCUUCGGGUUUAUCUGUCUCUUUCAUUCUCUCUCUCUCUCUCCAUCUCUUUGUGGUCAUGCAUUGAAAUCACCAGUUCGUAUAUCGAAGGCACACCUGUCUCUCGAAUUCACUCACUUCUUUGGAUCUAACCAGAAUUCUGCUGCUGGGAUUUUAAAACACCUUUGUCAUUUGUCCAGUAUGGAUAUUGGGAGUGCUGUUUACUUGCUUUCACACUGAAUCUGUAGCUGAAAGCUACCCAAAAGCCAAGGUGAAAUAGAUUCCGAAGAGGUUGAGAGUAAAGCUUUCUCACUAAUUGCUCAGCAGGAACGUUUUCUCCACAUCAUUAGAAGUUCCUGGACACAUUCUGAAGAGAGGAUGCUGCAGGAGGCCAGUGUUAGAGUGAGCCCAACCUGAUCACUCCACCCCCUCCCCCUGCUCAGUCCUCCACAAUCCCAGGAUGCUCUGUCCGUGCCGAGGGAAGCUGAAGUUGCUAGUGCUGUCUCUGAGUUUCAUCAUCCUGUUCACCUGGCUCUACCUGCUCAUGGGGAACUCAGAGAACGGGCGUUCCCUGCUCCUCUCCGCAUGCCUAGUGGAAUCUACAGAAGCUCGGCUGUUAGAACGGGACGUCCUGGCAUCGCGGGUUCGAGAGGUGGAGGAAGAGAACCGGCAGAUCCGCCUCCAGCUGAGUCAAUCACAGGGCCUGGCUGCCCAGCCUGCCGAGGGUAACUAUGGCAACCAGCAGUGGGUGGCAUCGGCAGACACCGGUCCAGAGGAUGUGGAGAACACAGCCGAGGACCGGGCCAACCACAGCGAGUGCGCUCGCUCGCCCACUGCGGAGAAGUGUGAGUUGAUUCAUGUGGCAUGUGUUUGUGCGGGUCACAACGCCAGUCGAGACGUGGUCACACUGGUCAAAUCCAUCCUUUUCCACAGGAGAAAUCCCCUGCACUUUCAUUUCAUCACUGACACAGUGGCCAAUCAGAUUCUCAGCACGCUGUUCCAGUCGUGGAUGGUGCCAUCAGUACAAGUCAGCUUCUAUGAUGCUGAUGAACUCAAAUCGGAGGUGUCAUGGAUACCAAACAAACACUAUUCAGGAAUUUAUGGCCUCAUGAAGCUCACCCUCACCAAAGCUCUGCCAUCCAACCUUACAAAGGUCAUCGUCCUCGAUACGGACAUCACAUUUGCCACUGACAUUGCCGAGCUAUGGGCAAUCUUUCGGAAGUUCACAGAGAAACAGGUGAUUGGAUUGGUGGAAAAUCAGAGUGAUUGGUACCUCGGUAAUCUGUGGAAGAACCACAAACCCUGGCCAGCUCUUGGACGCGGGUUUAACACAGGUGUGAUUUUACUAUACCUUGAGAAACUGCGCAAGAUUGGCUGGGAACAGAUGUGGAGACUGACAGCAGAGAAAGAGCUAAUGAGCAUGCUGUCAACAUCCCUGGCAGACCAGGAUAUAUUCAAUGCAUUCAUAAAGCAGAACCCAGUUCUGGUACAUCAGCUUCCCUGCUUCUGGAACGUACAGUUGUCGGAUCACACUCGCUCUGAACAGUGCUACACAGAGGUGUCUGAUUUAAAGGUCAUUCACUGGAACUCCCCCAAAAAGCUGCGAGUAAAAAACAAGCAUGUGGAAUUUUUCCGUAAUCUUUACUUGACGUUCCUGGAGUAUGAUGGGAAUCUUCUGCGGCGAGAACUCUUUGGCUGCCCCAGUCAGGCGAGCUCUGAGAGCACUGUGGUUCAGCAAGCACUUGAGGAGUUAGAUGAAGAUGAUCAGUGCUAUGAUUUUCGGAGGGAGCGAAUCAUGGUGCACAGAGUACACCUGUACUUCCUGCAGUAUGAAUACACACCUACUGAGGAUGGAACAGACAUUACACUUGUCGCACAGCUCUCCAUGGACAGACUGCAGAUGUUGGAGGCUAUCUGUAAACACUGGGAGGGCCCCAUUAGUUUGGCCCUGUACAUGUCUGAUGCUGAGGCCCAGCAGUUCCUUCGCUAUGCCCAGGCCUCUGAAGUCCUCAAGAAUCGCAAGAACGUGGGUUAUCAUAUUGUUUAUAAGGAAGGCCAAUUUUACCCUGUCAAUCUGGUGCGCAACGUGGCUCUCCACAAUGUCAACACACCCUACGUUUUUCUGACUGAUGUAGAUUUUCUGCCCAUGUACGGCCUCUACGAUUACCUUCGAAAAAGUAUUGUUCAGUUGGACAUGGCCAGUACCAAGAAGGCUCUGGUUGUGCCUGCCUUUGAGACUUUGAGAUACCGCCUUUCCUUUCCCAAGUCCAAGGCCGAGCUGCUGUCUAUGCUGGACAUGGGGACUCUUUACACCUUCAGGUAUCAUGUCUGGACUAAGGGUCACGCCCCAACCAAUUAUGCCAAAUGGAGGACAGCCACAACACCAUUCAAGGUGGAGUGGGAGGCAGAUUUUGAACCUUAUGUUGUUGUUCGGCGGGACUGUCCUGAGUAUGACCAGAGAUUUGUAGGCUUUGGCUGGAACAAAGUAUCCCAUAUCAUGGAGCUUGAUGCUCAGGAGUAUGAUCUCAUUGUGUUACCAAAUGCCUUCAUGAUCCACAUGCCCCAUGCACCAAGCUUUGACAUUUCAAAGUUUCGCUCCAGUCCCAGUUACCGUUAUUGCUUGACGACUUUAAAGGACGAGUUCCACCAAGAUCUUUCUCGAAAGUAUGGUUCUGCUGCUCUCAAGUACCUCACAGCACAGAGGAACAUCUGAAAUAUGUUACAAAUGAACAUAAUAAGCACACAAGAGAAUGGCUUGAUCCAGUUCUUUGAGGUUCAAAAGCCAACAUGCUGCUCUGCUACACGUAAGGUGUCUCGAGGUACGAACAAAGCUGCCCUGCUACUAACCCAUUACUCUGCUGAAUAUAGACUGCAAAAUUGGAGCUUUAAUUCUUGUUUUGAGACAAUUCAUACAGCAGAGACACAAACCAAUGACAUCAGCACCACACCCAUCUCAGACUGGAUUGAAACACCAACCUGGGUGGCGAAAACUUGACCAAACAUUUCAACUACAUAAAAAAAAUUACCCGUACAGAAUACGUUGUGGAACAUUUUGUGACAACUCGCUUUAUAUUCUAAAGAUAAUGGUCAUGUUCAAGACCUUUUUUUGACAAUCAGGGCUUUUUUCUUCACUUCACAAAGAUCUAUGGCUGGUGGUUCAUGGCGCUACAUAGCUUUGAACCAGGCUAUAACCAUUCAGUGGAGUAUUGACGGAGCAGAGAAGGACAAGAGGUGAAUGAGCUUUCCAAAGACUCUUCUGCUGGAUUGAAGUGUUUGGGAGGCCAACAAGACAAGAGGAACAUUUAAGCCUUAUAAUUUCCUUGAUAUUUAAAAUAUUUAAAGUAUUUUUCUUUGUUUAUAAAGAAGUUGAAAAUUAAUUAUGAACAACAACCUACAGCCUAUGUAUGAUUUACAAUAUGAAAAUCACUUUAUUUUUAAUUUAGAAACACUGAUGUGAAUUGUGGUAAAAGAGGUGAUUGAAUGCUUGAUAGGGGUGCAAAGAGAGUUAUUUUGUGUGGUUUUGUGGUCCUGAAUGUUAGAAAGAUGUUUUGCAUUCCAUUAGGAAUGACCAGUCUUCUGGAUAUGUGUAAAUGCUGCAUUUAUAAUGGUCACGUAAAGAAAUUCUGCUUAUGCUUAAACAUACAUAAAUAUCCAACAUCAUAGCGUUUAUGGUCCAUGACACUUUCUUGCCCUGAAUUCAUAUCUUGAACUUUAUUGGAUCACAUUUAUCACUUUUAAAGAGUUGCACUAGUUAUGUUUACUCAAAAAUAACAUUAUCAACAGAUAGUAUAUGAUUAUGUGUAUAUUUGCAUUGAGAUCAACACAAGGGACCAUAAAGAAAGGGGGUAUAUAUUUCAAAAGGACUGAAUAUUUGUUAUCAGUGAAAAAAUAAUCCACUGUUGUUUGGUUUUAUGGGCCUGGCAAACAAUAUACCGUUUUAUGUAAACAUUUGUGUCAUAUCUUGGUCAGCCCUUCUAGCCAAAAUUAUCAAAAGUUCAAUUGAGCAUCAGUUACUUGACAGGAUGUAUUUGUAAAAAACAUACCAGACAUUGGUGUCACAAUGUAUUUCCCAACAUGUCCAGUCUUUAUAUAGUAACACUCCUCCAGGUCAUAUUGAGUUCACCCUUAUACCAUUUUUGCCCUGCCACUCCAUCAGACUGUGCAGAUUUACGGUAAAUACCCGUGCCUUUGCUGUGUCGCAAAAACUGGAUAUUGAUUGUACUACUGUACGCAUCAGCGGGGCCUGCAAGAAUACAGGUACUCUAUUUAUUAUUGUUGACUUAAAUCAAUCAUAUUUUUCUAUGCAGGGGACAAAGUGCUUUAAAUAAAUUCUCCCUGUUUUUAUA